CUUCAUAUUUCUAGCUUCAGAUACAAGAAGGAUACAUGCAUACAAAUAGGAGGAAUAGAUUCAGUGGUUUAUAACCUUUUUUAUGAUACCUUACAAGAGACCUUUUGCAUAAAACAUAUUCCAGUUAUAUCAUAUUAACACUCAUAAGCAUAUUUCCAUAAAACAAAUGGAGUGCAAUGUCACAGUUACUUAUAAAGAAAGACUACAGGCACAGUUCAGUGACAUAAGCACUAAGCCAGGUUUAUUGGUGUCAAGACACGGUCCUAGCAUGCUGGCUCCCUUGUUACAGGUACGCUAAGACGUGAGUGCCUCGUGGCAAGGAAUGGCUCAGUCAGCAGCUGGACUAUCUGCUGCUCCUUCGACCAAACAAAGAAUUAAGGCGAAGUAUCCCUAUGUUUAUAGACUAAAACAAACAACUAACAUAUACAAUUUCCAUACUACCUUAUGUAUCUCAUAACAUCUGUUUGUUACCACCCCUUGUUCCUGAUUUAUUAGACAAAACAUCCCUAUUCAUUAUUUUGUCAAACCAUCUUAUCUUGUAUUAGAUUGGGGUGUAUCUGUACUAACUAGAAUAUAUUUACAUAAAUAUCUACGGCCUAGUACACUAGCAACAACUUUGCCAAGUUCAUGUACUGGACAGUGAACUUGAAAGCGUCUGCUUUAAUACAUGGUCUGACUUUGGUUCACGGUCUCUGGUUCAGGCUCAGAUCUUGCACCAGGACCAGUGCUCCAGGCUCUCUUUAUUAGAUGUGGCCAUGCAAAUAGCCACAUAAGUGUAGAUAUUUUAAAGUUGCUGCAUAAUUAUGCUUUAGGUUUUAUCUUUGGACACGAUUCCCAACUAGUGUAAAUGAACACAUCUCUACUGAAGCUAAUAGAGUUAUAUCAAUUUACACCAGCUUGGGAUCUGGCCCUAUAGCUUUAUGAGUAGCUUGAAGUAAACAUACUGCCUUCCUGGUAUGAAAUCUCCAUGGCAGUUGCUUGCCAGAUGGCUGAUUUGAAAACCAAAGCCAUGAGGUGUCAACUGGGUUAUGGCACAUUCAGAGCAGUUCAAUAGGAAAAUAGUUUUUCAGUGGAUGAGAAUAUUGUUGGGAGAGUUUGUAACUCAUGAGUCUACCCAUAUGUUCUGUUAACAAUUUGGGACCCAGGGGUUUGUUAUAUGUUUAUUUACAAUAACUGUUUAGUUGAGCUUUAACAUAGUUUGGGACUGAAUGCAAAAUUGGGGAGCAAAGCUAGGAAAAGCUUUGUCUAUGUAGCAAUUCCCCAUACAGUUUUGGAUCUUAUUUGUUCCCAGCUGAGUAUGUUUGCUAUAAUGCAGGUUGCUCGAUGGAUAACUCCAUUUCCCACCCCAGCUUAGCCCCAUCUGCUUUACAUAUGCCCCCAGCUGUACCUUCUCGGGUAACCAGAGACAGGCUACUUCUGCUCUGCACAUACAUCAAGAGACUCAGAGAGAGAGAGGAUGGAGCUUCCCAUGGAAUUUUAGCCACCAAGGAAGGGGAUUUAACAAGAUUAGAGCAGCUGCACACAGAUGGCACUCUGGGCUGGGACAUCACAGACUCCUUGGGAGUCGGCCUGGUCCACCAUGCCGCAACAGCGAGGAGCUUGGAGUGCCUGAAGUUCCUGGUACUGCAAGCCAAGAUUCCAGGGAAACAAACCAACAACAGUGUGAUUCCAGCACACAGUGCAGCAUCCACGGGGAACCUAGCAGAGCUGCAGUGGCUGAUCAGGGAUGGCAGGUACAACUUACAGGAGCAGGGUGCCUCGGGGUCCUCUCUAUUGCACUUGGCUGCUUGUUUUGGCCAUGCAGAGGCUGUGCAGUGGUUGCUGCAGGCAGGCUAUGAUGCAGCCAUGGAGAUGCACAAAGGAGCAGUGUCAGCACACUAUGCAGCAACCAAGGAGGACCUGACCUGCCUCAAGCUGCUGUUCGCUGCAGACCUAAGCACUGGUUCCCCCCCCAAACGUGGGAUCCGCUACCAGCACAUGGUGGCCGAGCUCUGGCCCAGCCACGACUCUGUCCCCAUGCGGGUGGAGCUGCUGGGCAGCGCGGAACGGGAGUACUUCCAGGUGGCGGUGCAGCUGCGAGGCGGCACGGAGAACACAGUCCCCUCCCUGGGCUUUGCGGCGCUGCUGGUGGCCGAGGUGGAUCAGUUCGUGCUCACCUCCCUCACCCCUGACAUGCUGGCGGCCGAGGACCUGGAGAGCCCCCUGGACCUGCUCCUCUUCAGCCUCACCAUGCCCUGGCCCAGCCCCAGCGAGCGGGAAGGCGAGGAUCUCCAGCUGCGGGGCUACCUGCUCAGCACCGACGAGCCCAGCCGGCCGCUCACCUCCUCACACACUCCAGGAGCCCCUCUUGCUGCUGCCACAGCCUGGUCUGCUCAGCGGAGGACUUCUAGCAGCCAGGAGGGUCAAAUGGCCAAGAUCCCAGUAAUAAAGAGCCAGCACAUUGGUGACUACUACCGACCGGAGAGUGGACAAGCACGCCUCAGAAUGUCAAGUGAGGCCAUCGCGAGGAUGGAGAAUGGCAAGGCUCAGGCACCAGUGAAUCCUCUACCGAUGGGAGUAAGCCACACACUAGCCAUGGUGAAAGAAGGAAUUAUCCACACACACCAGAAUAUAGCCACCACAAGGUCCUUCAACAUGCUGAAACCCAGCGAGCCCAGCAAACCACUCAUAGCAGAGCCGAAGCUCAGCAAAUCCCUGCAGAAGGCCAGGAUCACAGCUUUGUUCGCACACUCCGGCGAGAAGACUGCACCAGCAGAUCCUGUGCAGCGCAGCUGCAUCUCCCCAACACUGGAUGAGCCGUACCCAUCAGAUCUCGAUGCCAUGGUGCCCACCCAUGAUGAACAAGGCCACUCAAUUCCCGAGUGGAAGCGGCAGGUGAUGGUGAGGAAGCUGCAGGCUCGGCUGGAAGCAGAAGAGGGCAAGGGCAGGAAGAGCAGUGGAGGCAGUUCGGUGGAGAUGGGGGACUGGAGGUAUUCACAGGCCCACAAUGGUAUACUGGGCCCCUUCGGGGAGCUGCUGACCGAGGACGACCUACUUUACUUGGAGAAGCAGAUUGAGAAUCUGCAGCUGAGGAAGAGAUGUCAGGAGUGUGAGAGAGAGCUGGGGCGCCUGGUGGAGGAGCUGCAGACCAUCCUUCCUGCCCCCAUUGUCCAUAUCACCGUCAACAGCCAACUCCUGCACCAGGAUGGCCAGGCACUCCCUAUCUGGUGCAGCCGCAUCUCUGGCAUGGUGAAGAGCAUGUCUGUGCUGCUCACUAAUGUAAACGGCCUGAGGAAGGAAGCGGAGACGCCAUCCCCUAAAGAACCAUCCAGGCCUGGUGAGGGGAAGUGCCCUGCUGGAGGCAGUGCAGAGAGGGAGAUCCUGGAGUGUGGCGUCUCUGUCAGGAAGCUGAGAGGUAAUUUUGAGAAACAUGUUCUCCCAGGACAAAGAAUGGCCUUGGACCGCCGAGGGGUGGAGGCUAUGCCUUGGGAACACUCAGGAAGGUGCUGGUCAGGCGAGGAUCUUAGCCAGAGAAAACUAGUCUGUGAAGAACAUGCGUUUGGAGAUAUGGAGAAUGCCAGUGACUCUGGGAUCAGCUGCAAAGAGGCUUCCUCGGAUGUGAGCAGGUCACUUGUUCCAGUGGCAGAGCCCACUAGCCUCAGGAAAGAACGAAUAGUGAUGCUCUUUCUGAGCCACUGGAAGAAAUCUGCUUACAUGCCUUCCUUGAAAAUCACGGCCAGAAAAACGCUUGAGUCCCAGAGAGUCAGGAAAAUAAGAGAGGUGGAGGCUGCUGCCGAGGUCAGAAAGGAACAGAUUCCUGAGGAGAAGCCAGUGGUGGAAAUGAGCAAACUGGGCUAUUUAAUUCAGCAAAGGAGCACUAUCAAGAACCUGAUUGGCAACUGGAAGAACAUCAUCUCUCAGGUGCCCUCACGACAGAUCCAGUGCCUGAACCGCCAGCAGGCUAUCUAUUCCCCAGAGCAGUUCCUGCCCCACGUCAAUGGGGUGCCCACCAAUUACAACAGCCUCACCCUUGACCUCUUUAUGCUUGGUUACUUCCACAUCCUGGAGCUGGACCUUCCUCAAGAGGAACGCAAGAUGAGGCACCUCCUCUGCUUCGAGGUGUUCGACCACUUGGGCAGAUACCCCUGGGAGACUGUGCGAGCCUUCCACAAGGCAGUGACUGAUGAAAUCAGUGCUGGCAAGCGAGGCUGGAAAGACAGUUUUGAGGACAUUAAGUUCAGGUUUUUUGGUAACACCAAGAACCCAGUCAGGGAGCUGGAACCAAGCAGAGCAUCAGCAGAAAGCACUCUAAGGCCAGUGUCCAGAGUUAGGGUUCGGAGCACUGCUCUUGAGCAGGCUGGACACGAUCCAGGAAACUGUUCUGAGGUAGGCAGCUUCAACAAUGAUGAGAUCUGCAGGUACAUUGACCGCAGCUUUGCCUUCUGGAAGGAAAAAGAAGCCGAGAUAUUCAACUUUGAGGAGUGA
Messenger RNA from Trachemys scripta elegans, 4464 nucleotides. RefSeq names its product espin like (gene ESPNL). The record is from RefSeq and is a predicted model, not a curated record. Gene Ontology annotation, cellular component: cytoplasm. Gene Ontology annotation, molecular function: actin filament binding. Gene Ontology annotation, biological process: actin filament bundle assembly. NCBI's taxonomy places the organism in Eukaryota, Metazoa, Chordata, Testudines, Emydidae.